Myiozetetes cayanensis is the source of this 3061-nucleotide messenger RNA. It is a transcript of the gene CWF19L2, whose product is annotated as CWF19 like cell cycle control factor 2. Bases 10 to 2619 code for a protein of 869 amino acids. The transcript is spliced from 17 exons. Gene Ontology annotation, biological process: mRNA splicing, via spliceosome. Gene Ontology annotation, cellular component: post-mRNA release spliceosomal complex. The record is from RefSeq and is a predicted model, not a curated record. Lineage: Eukaryota; Metazoa; Chordata; Aves; Passeriformes; Tyrannidae.
UCCGUGCCGAUGGCGUCGGGGCUGGAGAGCGAGCGGAGCCGGGAGCAGCGGGAGCAGCGGGAGCAGCGGGAGGCACUGCUGGCCCAGGAACAUUCUGUGCAGAAAAAAAAGAAAAAGGAUAAGCAUUCAAAAAAAGCUAAGAAAGAAAAGAAGAAAAGUAAGAAGCAAAAAUCUGAAAAGAAGGAUGACUUACAUGAUAGUUCUUCGGAUUCUUCAGUUGAAUGGGUUGAGUCAAAUGUGUCACAGUCAGAUGACACAGAAAAGGCUUGGAAGGUCAAUAAGCAACCAGAUGCUGUGAGAGAACCCUCACUGCAGAGAGAAGAAUGGAUGAAUUUAGACUUCAUGUCAUUGAAAACAACGUCAGUAGCAGCUGUCAAAGGUGAAAGACACAAAGAUAAAGUACUGGAACGACAGAAAGCUCAAGAACUUGAGCAGGCCAUGCUGUCUGAGAGAGAACUUAAUCCCUAUUGGAAAGACGGUGGUACAGGUUUGCCACCAGAGAAGGAUGAAGAAGCUUCAGUUAAGAAAGUUACAGUGGUAGAAGAUGCUGGAUUAAGUUGGCUGCGAAAAUCAUACCAAAGGAUGAAAGAGCAGGCUGAGAGAGAGAAACGAAAUUUUGAGGAAAUUGUAGCUGAGAGAUAUGGGUCAGUGGAGGUAUUUCAGUCGCGAUUAGAAGAAGCUGAAAAAGCUGCAUCCAGAAAGGAAAAUUAUCAUGGAAGUGGAAGAUGGAGGAAAACUGACUAUUCAGAAAGUGAGAGAGGGAAGAAAGAACACCAUAUUGAAAAGGUGACACGAGAUGAUGAUAGAAGCAGAAACACAUUUGGGGGCCAUACUAGGGAGAGAUAUGACAAGGGUUGGUCACAAGAGGAUAAAGAUUACAAAAGAGGUAUGUCAAGAAGAGACCAAGAAUGUGGACACAGUAGCAUGGACUCCCUAUUAAGGGGCUACAGCUCCAAAGGAGAAAAAUACUCCAGUGAAAAACGAAAUCAGGAAAAGAGUUCAUCUUCAAGCAGUAUGAAACACAGAUUUUUGAAACCCUCUGAAGAUGAUUCAUCAUCUUACAGUGCACCUAGAGACUGCAAGUCAGAGCAGUCCUCUUCCAAACUGCCGGUUCAUAGCUCUUUGAGCAGCCGUUUCCAGAAACCUGGAGAGGAUACUGCCCUGUGGACCAAAACACACAGAGAAGAUAACAAUGAGAAAUUACUGUGUAAUAAAAAAUCAUCAGGUACUAUGGAACAAACUGAUGGCAAUAGUUGGGAAAGAACUCCAAGUGAUGAAAAAGAGAAGUUGCGGCAGGAGUACCCAAGCGAUAUCUCUGAGAAGAAACAAAUGUUAUCUGACAGUAAAAUAUCAUACUCUAGAUCAUCAAAGGAUGAGCCACCUCGGGUCCUCAGUGAAGAGGAGAUGAACAGACUGGGAGCGAGGAUUGUGAAAGCAGAACUCAUGGGAGACAUGGAAUUGGCUUCAGAACUUCAAGCAGAACUUGACAAUGCUCGCAAGUUGAGAGAGAUUCAAGGACCAAUUCCAGCAAAGGCUGGCAAAGAGGCUUCAAGCCGUCAAGAAGAUGAACAAGUGGUCCUUGUCAGAACAGAUGAAAGUGGAAGGGCGUGGCCUGUGACCGGACCAGCUGAACCACAAGAGGCAAAAGGAGGACGGAGAAAGCGACAGAUGGUCCCUACUCAUGUAGAUAAAGAGAGAGUACGGUAUUUUCAGGAUGAUGAUAAUAUGGACCUGAAGGAUUUAGUCAAAAAUGAGAAGAUGAGGACAGCAGAGGAUCAAAACUCACUGUUCAUGCGUAUGGCGUCAAAGCUCAUGGAAAAAACUGACAGGGACUACUACACUCUGGAUGACAUGUUUGUUUCCAAAGCAGCCAAAAGAGCGCGUAGUGGGGAAGAGGAAGAAACACAAAGAAGAAAAGCAAUACAGGAGCACCAGCAGCUUGCUGCACGCAUGGAAAAGUGCCCAUACUGCUUUGAUAGCAGUGCACUUUCUAAACAUCUUAUUAUUGCAAUUGGCACCAAGGUGUACUUGUCUCUACCAAGCAACCAGUCCCUUACUGAAGGUCACUGCCUGAUAGCCCCUCUACAACACCAUACUGCAGCCACUCUUUUGGAUGAAGACAUCUGGGAAGAAAUCCAGAUGUUCCGAAGUGCAUUGGUGAAAAUGUUUGAAGCGAAAGACUUGGACUGUGUGUUCCUAGAAACAAACAUGAGUAUGAAGAAACGGUAUCAUAUGGUAUAUGAAUGCAUUCCUCUUCCAAAAGAAGUAGGAGAUAUGGCUCCAAUCUACUUUAAGAAAGCUAUAAUGGAGUCUGAUGAAGAGUGGUCCAUGAACAAGAAGUUAAUUGAUCUUUCUUCAAAAGAUGUUCGGAAAUCUGUUCCUAAAGGAUUACCAUACUUUUCUGUGGACUUUGGCCUUCAAGGAGGAUUUGCUCAUGUGAUUGAAGAUCAACACAAUUUCCCUCAUUACUUUGGGAAGGAAAUUAUUGGUGGCAUGCUGGACUUGGAACCACGGCUUUGGAGAAAAGGAAUCAGACAGAACUUUGAAGAACAGAGGAAGAAGGUGUUGCAGUUUGCACAAUGGUGGAAACCAUAUGACUUUACCAAAAAGAAAGAAUGAGAACAACCCUGCAGUCAAUUACCUUAAAGGAUACUUCAUAUUUUAAGAAUAACACCAAUGUGUUAUGUAUUGCUAAUAUAUUUUAAAACAUAGGAUAAUGUUUAAUUGCUGAUUAUCUGUUUCUGGUUUGGACACUAUGGAUCCCAUGAACCUGCAAGCCUAACAAACCAGAAGUGUACAGUGGGUUUAGCUUUUUGUUUUUCAGCUGAGACUAAAGAAUAGAAUCGAUGUGGCCACUGGAGUUCUUAAAAAUGUAACUUUUGCUUAUGGAGUUUUUACAAUCUUUGAGACAACCGAUAUUUUUUUUAUAUUGUAUUUAGCCAGUGCUGAAUUAUCCUGGUGACCUUCUGUAGAAAAUGGUGUACAUUUUAAGAACAUUUUUAUUAAAACAAAUACAUUGUUGCAGAAGAAAGCUGUACAGAAAAUGAUUUUCUGAUUCUGA